This is a messenger RNA of Brassica oleracea var. oleracea, 1509 nucleotides long. RefSeq names its product triacylglycerol lipase 1. The record is from RefSeq and is a predicted model, not a curated record. Gene Ontology annotation, biological process: lipid metabolic process. The transcript is spliced from 9 exons. Lineage: Eukaryota; Viridiplantae; Streptophyta; Magnoliopsida; Brassicales; Brassicaceae. The coding region runs from base 98 to 1285 and encodes 395 amino acids. Gene Ontology annotation, molecular function: hydrolase activity, acting on ester bonds.
UGAACCAAACAGAAACGAACGUCUCAUUUAUAAACGAAGAGGGUAAGGUUGUAAUCUUACGUUUUAGGAUAAGAACAGCCCGUCGUCUCCGGCGACGAUGAAGUGGUUACUUGUCGCCGUGUUGACCGCUUUUACGAUUUCUUCCGCCGUGACACAAUCUCAUAUCCUCCUUGGAUCUCCGGUCAACUCUCUCUGCACUGACCUCAUUCAUCCGGCCGGUUACUCCUGCACCGAACACACUAUUCAAACGAAAGAUGGGUACAUACUAGCUCUUCAACGCGUGGCUUCUCCUGCUCAGAAUCUAACACUUCAGUAUGGUCCACCUGUUCUGCUUCAGCACGGUCUAUUUAUGGCUGGAGACGUGUGGUUCUUGGAUUCCCCUAAAGAGUCAUUAGGCUUCAUUCUUGCAGAUCAUGGGUUCGAUGUUUGGGUAGGAAACGUUCGUGGUACGCGCUAUAGUUACGGGCAUGUAACUUUCUCUGAAACUGACAAGGAAUUUUGGGAUUGGAGUUGGCAAGAUUUGGCUAUGUAUGACUUGGCAGAAAUGGUUCAGUAUAUGUAUUCACUUGCAAACUCCAAAAUCUUCCUUGUUGGACAUUCUCAGGGGACUAUCAUGUCUUUUGCUGCUCUUACUCAGCCACGUGUUGCGGAAAUGGUUGAAGCAGCUGCGUUGCUUUGUCCAAUAUCGUAUUUGGAUCAUGUCACAGCUCCACUUGUAGAAAGAAUGGUUUUUAUGCAUCUCGAUCAGAUGGUCGUUGCUCUUGGCCUGCAUCAAAUAAACUUUCGAAGUGAGACUUUAGUUAAACUUGUUGACUCGUUAUGCGAAGGGCAUAUGGAUUGCACUGAUUUCCUCUCAUCCAUAACAGGGGAGAAUUGUUGUUUCAAUGCCUCGAGGAUAGAAUACUAUCUAGAUUACGAGCCUCACCCAUCAUCUGUGAAGAACUUGCGGCAUCUUUUCCAAAUGAUUCGGAAGGGGAGCUUUGCACAAUAUGAUUACGGCUUUCUAAAAAACAUAUUGACUUAUGGGACAUCAAAACCUCCGGAAUUCGAACUUGGCCUCAUUCCGGCAUCAUUACCAAUGUGGAUGGGGUACGGUGGAAGUGAUCUUUUAGCAGACGUGACGGAUGUGGAACGUACUCUCGCCGAGCUACCUUCGAGACCAGAGUUGCUAUAUCUUGAGAAUUAUGGUCACAUUGAUUUUGUGCUUAGCACAAGUGCGAAAGAAGAUGUGUAUAAGCACAUGAUUCAAUUCUUCAGGGCGAGGAAAAAGUCCAGUAUUUGGUAAAACUACUAACUGCAAGGCUGGGCACAUGACAUCUGCUAUCUGUCUCCUACUUGAUAACGUGUGUGUAUAUAUAUACUAGGAGAAGCCCGCGUUUGGCGCGGGGUUUGAUAUUUUUUUUUUUAAAUCAAGUUCUGUUUUGAAUGAAGAGGAGAACUUGUAUGUAUUAUUAGGUCGACCAACUGGUUUUUAUAUACAUAUGGUAAUGACGGUCUAAGUACUGGAUC